Messenger RNA from Penicillium cosmopolitanum, 837 nucleotides. Its product is annotated as D-3-phosphoglycerate dehydrogenase. The transcript has a single exon. Bases 1 to 837 code for a protein of 278 amino acids. Gene Ontology annotation, cellular component: cytosol. The record is from RefSeq and is a predicted model, not a curated record. Gene Ontology annotation, molecular function: NAD binding; glyoxylate reductase (NADPH) activity; hydroxypyruvate reductase [NAD(P)H] activity. NCBI's taxonomy places the organism in Eukaryota, Fungi, Ascomycota, Eurotiomycetes, Eurotiales, Aspergillaceae.
AUGCCGCCCGCAAGUGUUCACGAUGAUGAGGUCUCCACACCACGCAGCACUCAGUCGAAGCCAACUGUUUACAUCCUCGAUGUUUGGAAUCCACAAGCCCUAGCCCAUGCGAAAACACUUUUCAACGUCAUAACUCCUGGCGAUGCGGGGUUUUCCGAUUGGCGGCAGAAUGCAACUGCCCUCCUCAUCAGAGGUUCAUAUUUUACCGCGGAAGAUGUUGCCAGCUGCCCAAAUCUUGUCGCGAUUGGCAAGCACGGAGUCGGAAUCGACAAAAUCGACCAACAUGCAUGCGCCAAGCGCGGUAUCAAAAUCUGCAAUACGCCUGGUGCCAACGCGCGAGAUGUGGCCGAGUUGGUGCUCGCAUUGACGAUGGCCGUAGCUCGCGACAUUCGAUCCAUCACAACUCGCCAGAUGUCGAAGCCCGUUCCAAAAGAAACUUGCAACGGCCUGACACUCCAUAGGAAGACCCUUGGUAUUAUUGGCAUGGGCAACAUCGGACGUACAGUGGCCGAGAUAUUCCGAGGUGCCUUCGAUGCCGAUGUGGUUGCCUAUGAUGUUUUUAUUCCCAAAGACGCGUGGUCUCAUAUUGCACACGACAGGGUGACUGAUGUUGAUGAAGUCUACAGGAGAGCAGAUGUCCUCUCCAUCCAUGUGCCGCUUACAAACGGGACUCGGGACAUGAUCUCAUACAAGCAACUGCGUAUGAUGAAGUCAGAUGCAAUUGUUAUCAACGCUGCAAGGGGUGGAAUCAUCAAUGAGGGUGACCUCACAAAGGCGCUGUCCGAGGGUCAUCUUUGGGGUGCUGGAUUGGACUGCCAUGAGCAAGAGCCCCCCUAG